AUGACUUCGGAGGAGGAUCUCGCGUGGUUUAAAUCCACCUUUCGUCCUAUCCCGAAACCGGAGCUCCCUGAUGACGCUGUCGACUAUUCAAUUUAUCACAUCCCCUCCUCCCCCACCCCCACCGUUAUCGAUGAACCUGCCGAGACUCGUGCGCGAUUGCUUGAAGUGCAGCGCACAGCAGCAGAGUUGACCAAAGACUUACUGAAGGGUUACAUUUGGCAGCGCGAGGCUUUCCGAUUAGAAAUCUCAAAAGAAGAUGGAAUCACUUCGUUAAACGGCCGCACCAACUAUGGUGACUCAAUUGAAGACGAAUGGGUCAUUGUUUACUUUCUGCGCGAAUUGACCAAGCGUCAUAAAGAUAUCUGGGUUAAAGUGGUGGACAGCGAUGGCGAGUUUCUUCUCAUUGAAGCUGCAGGAACCCUUCCAGCAUGGAUAGAACCAGAUGUGGCAGACAACAGGGUGUGGAUUCAUCAAGGAGAGCUCCGAAUCAUCAAGCCCAAGCAGGAGACGAAGAGACAGGUCACCGAAAAAUUGUCGCUUUCGGAGGCGCGAGAUAUACUCCGAAAUGAACCCGGUCGCCUUCUUCGGUCGACCAUAAUUCAAGAAGAGGCAUUUUACCGUCUACGCAAUUAUCCUCAGCAGAUCAGCGAGAAUCUUCACUCCGCCAUCCUCACCAUUCCCCGCAAAGCCGCCUUCCUCCUACAUCAGAAGCCAGCCUAUAUCUCCCCUGCUGUGGAGGCAUUCUAUAUCCGUGAUCCGAUCGCUCUGCGACCACUACGAGCGAAGGAUGCCUCCAACCUUGUAUUCAAGCCAGAUGAUUUGGUCGACGUCAGUGUUCGAUUCACCCGGGUUGGAUAUGCACAGCUCAAAAGCCAGGAGUUUUCCCUACCAAGUACCUGGGCAGGCAAGCUCCCCUCGACUGAGGACCGAAAAGCAUAUGAUCGCGCGGAAGCAGGAAUGAAACUCGCGUGUGGGUUGGAGAUGCUGCUGUCCGACCCCCAGAAUCAAGAUAAGGCUGCAGUCCGAGAAAUGAAGCUCUUACUUGAGGAUGUGGAUACAGGGGAUGAAACACUGCCCACAGAUCAAGAGAUCAAGGACACUUGGGACAAACGAGAAGAUGAUGAAAAAUGGCUAGAUAUCAACUUUGAGGAUCUCGAGUCAGAGCUCAAAGGAAGGGGCCAAGGAAAGGGAGCAGACACUGGCAACUUUGGUGACUCUGGAGCACAGGAAAAUCUUCAACGGAUCGUGGCUCGCUUUGAGGAGUUCUUGAAUGACAACUCGGCAGGCUUCGAUGGUGCCGAUUUUAUCGACGACUUUGAGUCUGAUUCUGAUGUCGAUGAUGAUGAUGAUGAUGACGGAGAAGACGAUGACAGUGAAGGCGAGGAUAAGGACGCAUCAUUCAACGAAGAGGAGUUCUCCAGAAUGAUGAAAGAAAUGAUGGGCAUGCCAUCUUCAUCGGACUCCAUCCGCAAACGAGUGGAAGAGCUCGAUUCAGAUGGGGAAGACGACACGGAGCAGAUCAAGGAGCUGUCUAGGCGAAUGGAAGAAGAAUUGCAAGGGACGGGCGUGCUCGAUCUCAACCAACGUCAGCACAAAUUGUCCUCUGGCAACUCAAGUGCAUCCAAAGGAAAGGCUGCCAAGGUUUCUGAUGACUACGAUGAUGAGGAUGACAAUAUUAACAUCAACCUUGCUAAGAAUUUGCUGGAGAGUCUUCAGGGUCAAGCUGGAGUCUCCGGCCCAGCCGGCAAUAUGUUGUCAAUGAUGAACAUGCGCAUGCCCAAGGGUGAUCGACCUUGA
Messenger RNA from Penicillium paradoxum, 1797 nucleotides. Its product is annotated as putative regulatory factor Sgt1. Gene Ontology annotation, cellular component: nucleus. Bases 1 to 1797 code for a protein of 598 amino acids. Lineage: Eukaryota; Fungi; Ascomycota; Eurotiomycetes; Eurotiales; Aspergillaceae. The record is from RefSeq and is a predicted model, not a curated record. The transcript has 3 exons.